CGCGCUUCACAACCAACAGUGCAGACGGACGCCAUGUAAACAAACGUUCAAAUGAUAUUCUGGUUGCCAAGUUUGACACACUAAAAAGCCGUUUUCGAUUUUAAUCAGCAGCAUGCCGAAAUGCCUCAUACAUGCUGUGAGAGACUACAGAACUGGUCGAUGGUUUGGUGGUCAAGAACGUGAUCCAAACGUCAUGACGACUCGUUCAGGUUUGGCAAUCAAAAAGGUACCGUUCCGACACAAGAAGCAGUCAUCAGACUCUCGCUCUCCACAGAAAGAGGUCAAGCCCACCACAAGAAACCCACAGAAGAAGAAAAAAUACCCAAUUGUUAAGUACAAGUCUAUGAGCUACAUGUCCUUCGUCACGAGGUUCCAAAUCAGCUUGCGCGUGCCACACCUGGAGUUGGCCGGUGUGAACCCCAGGGAGACAUUGGAGUGUUUGGGCGAAUAUCCGUGUGAGAACAGGUCCGACCUGCCGAGUGACUACGACUCCGAAUCAAGCAAUGAAUGGCAAACCGACGAUGAAUACGAAAAUGAUGACGUUUUCUUGGGGACUUAUCAGGAGGAAUCCGACUUCGGGUUACUUGAUGAUAACAUGUCAGAUGAUUCACAGUUAGAUCCCAUCAUCGACUUCGAUUCUGAGCCAAAGCCAAACUACGACAAGAACGACAACUCCUAUCUCAUCGACUCUGAUUCGAACGAAAGCGUGAAGGAUUUCGCCGAUUUAUGUUUGACAGACGAUUGUGAUUCAUCGCAGCCCGAGAGUAAUGAGGACGUGACUGAGUAUGCCCGAAGGUUGCUGGAGUCCGGUCGAAAUCGGAGAGUCAUGCUUAAUGUCCAACCAGAGGAGACAUUUGAAGAGUCGUCAAGUUUGCGCUGUGACGAUUGCAACAGGACGUUCGCGACACUGUCGGCGUUCACUGCCCACCUCAGAUCCCAUCAUAUGAAACAGAAGAACAAGUGCGAUAUAUGCGGAAAGAUAUUCACCCGGUCAUGGCUUCUUAAGGGUCAUACCCGAACCCAUACGGGCGAACGACCUUUCACGUGUCCCAGUGUAGGCUGCGACAAGGCAUUCGCGGACAAAAGUAAUUUGCGUUCCCAUAUGCUGAUUCAUUCCGUCAAAUGCAAAAACUUUUCCUGUCAGCGAUGCGGGAGGGCUUUCGCACAGAAGCGGUAUCUACACAAACAUAUGCUGGAAGUAUGUAGGCUCCUAUGAACAGCAUACGUCUAUCAAUACCGUGCUUUAUUGUGCAAUGACAGCACGGACGAUUUGUAAUGAUACCAGAGCACUUAUUUCAUAUACAAAAAGCUUUUAAGUAUUGCUAUUAUUCCUAUUAAUAUAUACCUAUUUAUUGUGACCUAUAGUAGAAUUUACUCUGGUAUUUGAGAUAUUUACUUGUGAAUGCAAAUAUAUGAUAAUUAGCUUAUAACAUUUGAUAUACAAGAUGUCAAUUUUGUAAAAGAAAUGCAUGUUUUAAUUUAUAAUCUGUAUUAAAUUAAGAACUAUCGGGGACUGCCAAGUUUGUAAUGUACUUUGAACUCGAAAUUUUUAAAUAUAAUAAAUUUUACAUGA
Messenger RNA from Mizuhopecten yessoensis (Yesso scallop), 1573 nucleotides. Its product is annotated as zinc finger protein SNAI2-like. The transcript is spliced from 2 exons. NCBI's taxonomy places the organism in Eukaryota, Metazoa, Mollusca, Bivalvia, Pectinida, Pectinidae. Bases 113 to 1216 code for a protein of 367 amino acids. The record is from RefSeq and is a predicted model, not a curated record.